Molecule: messenger RNA, 327 nt
Organism: Pneumocystis carinii B80
Lineage: Eukaryota; Fungi; Ascomycota; Pneumocystomycetes; Pneumocystales; Pneumocystaceae
Exons: 4
Coding region: 47-283 (78 amino acids)
Biological process (GO): mitochondrial respiratory chain complex I assembly
Source: RefSeq, a predicted model, not a curated record
UUUAUAUAUUAUUAACAAUUUAACAAGUUAUUUAUAUAUAUUUUAAAUGGCAUCGGGAUACGGUUAUAGCGGUGGACGAUCACGUUGUUUUCCAUUUUGGCAGCAAUUUCUGGGAUGUUAUGCAUCUUUAGAUGAUACAAAAGAAAAACGAGUAUGUAUUGAAGAAAUGGAAGACUAUUUAGAAUGUUUACACCAUGCUAAAGAAAUUCGACGUUUAAAGGCAAUUCAGCAUGAAAUGGAACGAAAGGCAUCAGCCAAAAAAGAAUCGAAUCAAGUGAAAUAAGAUAAUAAAAAAGAAUUUAGAUUGAAUUAUUAUUAAAAUAGCAA